AUGUCUCCGACCAUGCAGAUGUCAGGGCCGCACGUCCCAUACACGCCUAAAUCGGACGCCAUCGACCGCCAUGAUUAUGGCAUCACGAAGAACAGGAAGACGGCUUCGACUGGGGGCGGGCGAGCAUGGAGCGAGGAUGAGGAAGCUUAUCUCCUCCAGACGCGUAUGCAGAAAAUGCCAUACAAACACAUCGCGGCCCACUUGAAGAAGACGGAACUUGCGUGCCGUCUUCAUUAUCAUCAACUCAGCCACGGCAGCAAUCGCCGUAAGCGCACGACCUCCAUGUCGUCGGGAUCUUCGACCAGUGGACACUCUCCGAUCCUUCAUACCACCAUAUCCUCGCCAAUACAUGAGCGCAGAGGCGCGCCGAGUCGCUCUGUUUCUCCUCCUGACUCAUACGGCUCGACCAGUCCCGGCGGUAUCCAGCUCCCCAGCAUCAUGUCAGCAACUGCUUCCACGAACACCUCGCCGCGUCUGCCCACGAUCCUGCCCAAGCCUGCCUCGAUGACUCUUGCCCUUGCAUUGAUCAGUGGGCCCGGCUCGGCUGGCACCGCAUCCCCUACAACAUCUCGCGGCUACCCCACCCCUCUUCAUGACACCCACCCCCAUAACAUGGGUUCCGCGACCUCAGCGGGGUACCGGGCUGCUUCAAACGCUUCAACACGCGCUCCUAACAACGGCCCGCAUCACCACGGUCCCGGACCUGGGCCUCUCCGCCUAGACUGCUCCGCGCUCCCGCCACCUGCUUCCGCCGGGGGCGUGCACAGCCCGCCCAGCUUCGCGGCAAGCCACCCUGUCGACAUGGCGCGCCUGACAGCCGUUUACAACGCCCACCGCGCGUCCUUCUGGGCUGCUGUCGCUGCCGACUACGGCCCCGGCGCAAAUCCGAUUGUUCUCGAGCAGGCGUGGCGCGGCAGCGGUACCACGGGCGGCGGCGGCGCGGGCGCAAACCUGGGCAUUGCCGCGCAGACGCCCAUCACUCCCAUCGGCAGCCCCGACGACCAGCUCUACUCUGCUGGCGGCGGUGGUGGCGGCGGGCAUCAUCAUGGGCAUGGCCAUAGCCAGGGGCAGGGCAAGCAGGAUAAGACGCGGAUCAGCGCCAUCUUGGGGAUUGAUGCCAACCCGAGAAGCCCGAGCGAGAGGGAGAUGGUGAGGAGGCUGGAGGAGGAGAGGGCUGUGGGUAUGGGGGUGGUGGGUUGA
Messenger RNA from Parathielavia appendiculata, 1200 nucleotides. RefSeq lists its product as uncharacterized. NCBI's taxonomy places the organism in Eukaryota, Fungi, Ascomycota, Sordariomycetes, Sordariales, Chaetomiaceae. The record is from RefSeq and is a predicted model, not a curated record. The transcript has 2 exons. The coding region runs from base 1 to 1200 and encodes 399 amino acids.